Molecule: messenger RNA, 993 nt
Organism: Diospyros lotus (date-plum)
Lineage: Eukaryota; Viridiplantae; Streptophyta; Magnoliopsida; Ericales; Ebenaceae
Product: non-specific lipid transfer protein GPI-anchored 5-like
Exons: 3
Coding region: 251-691 (146 amino acids)
Biological process (GO): lipid transport
Molecular function (GO): lipid binding
Source: RefSeq, a predicted model, not a curated record
CAAAAACAAUCCUCAGAAAGCAUCAAAGCACCCUUCAAACUUAGUUUUGGAUCCUGAAGAGGAAUAAUUUGGAAGCAAAUUAGGAGAAGCUGGCCACCCAGAGCUGGCCAAUUCCAUUGACUCUUCCUUCGCAAACUCCCUAUAUAAUAUAAUGCACAUUGAUCAACUAGCACACUAAAUCACAUUCACAUACAUUGGUUAAGGCUAGGUAGUAGGCAGUGUUUCCUUCUGCUAUACAUAAAUAUAUACUAUGGCACAUCAAGGGGUAGCUGGGGUGGUGGCUAUGGUGGUUGUGAUCUGGGCUGGAGCGGUCUCUGCUCAGUCCUCGUCGAGUUGCUCGAAUGCGUUAAUCAGUUUGUCACCGUGCCUGAACUACAUCACCGGGAACACCUCCACGCCGUCCUCUGGAUGCUGCUCGCAGCUGGCCAACGUCGUUCGCUCGCAGCCACAGUGCUUGUGUGAGGCCAUAAAUGGCGGCGGCGGAUCGUCCCUGGGCAUCAAUGUCAACCAGACUCAGGCUCUGGCCCUUCCUUCGGCCUGCAAUGUCCAGACUCCUCCCAUCAGCCGAUGUAAAGCUGCUUCCCCGCCCAGUUCGCCGGCGGGCACACCGGAAUAUGAAUCUCAAGCCCCCCUUCAGGAGGAACAGGGUCUAAAACUGUGCCAUCAACUGACAGCGGCUUUCCGGCAGUGAGCUCGACCGGGGGGACGGCGACUUCUCUGCUCAUCCCCCUGUUGUUCAUUGCAUCUUAUGCUUCAAUCUCCAUUUCAUACAUAGACUGGCGCUUCUGCUUCUGACUCUUUUCAUGGCCCCCCAGAGGCUGAUUUGGUUAAUUUGAACUCUCUAUCAAACAUAAUAGUGUUACUAUUAUAUAUUAUUUGUGGGUCUAGUAAAAGUGUUAGGUUUUAGGCAUCUAUAUAUGUAAAUUGUUUCUUCUCGAGAUGAAUGCAUAAUGGAUACUUUCAUUGGCUAAAAACAAAUUGAUAAUAUCGUUA